Diospyros lotus (date-plum) is the source of this 1862-nucleotide messenger RNA. Its product is annotated as protein HEAT INTOLERANT 4-like. The transcript is spliced from 14 exons. The record is from RefSeq and is a predicted model, not a curated record. Gene Ontology annotation, biological process: regulation of cellular response to heat. Lineage: Eukaryota; Viridiplantae; Streptophyta; Magnoliopsida; Ericales; Ebenaceae. Bases 254 to 1282 code for a protein of 342 amino acids.
UCUUCUUCUUCUUCUUCAAAUUUGGACAGACCCGCGUUCGAUCCACGCGCGUACAAUCCACGCUCCCCCAGCCGCUAUAUAUAACUCUGAUGAUUAUUAUUAUAUAUAUAUAUAUAUAUACAUAAACAUAUAUAGCCCUCCACCCCACCCUCUUCUCUCUCUUUCCAUCUGCUCCUGUAAUUAUUCCCUUCCUCUCAUCUCUUCGUAUAAACCCUAAUCUCCCCUCCAAUUGGGGCCGAAUUGGGCAAUCGCGAUGAGGAGGGGCACCAAGAGAAUGCGGACCAAGCCAGAGGAUUCCAAACCCGCCGAGGAGACGAGGAAAGACUCGAGCAAAGCUGGUGCAAGAGCCAAGGGAGUCAAAGCUUCGAAGCCUCAAUCCGACCCCGAGUUCUUCCCCGACAAGCGUAAUCUGGAGGACUUGUGGCAACAGGUUUUUCCAGUUGGGACUGAGUGGGAUCAGUUAGACCAGGUCUAUCAGUACAAGUGGAAUUUCUCAAAUCUAGAAAAUGCAUUUGAAGAGGGUGGAGAACUUCAUGGGCAGAAAGUCUACCUUUUUGGCUGUACUGAGCCUCAAUUGGUCUUUUUCAAGGGUGAAGGAAAAGUCACCUGCAUACCUGUUGUAGUUGCUGUUGUGUCUCCUUUUCCACCAUCAGAUAAGAUUGGGAUUAACUCCGUUCAAAGGGAGGCAGAGGAAAUUGUGCCCAUGAAGCAGAUGAAGAUGGAUUGGGUUCCGUAUAUUCCCUUGGAAAAUAGAGAUUCUCAAGUUGAAAGACUUAAAUCACAAAUUUUUAUUCUUAGCUGCACACAAAGAAGGGCUGGUUUAAGACAUUUGAAGUUGGACCGUGUCAAGAAAUUCGAGUACUGCUUACCUUAUUUCUAUCAGCCCUUCAAGGAAGAUGAGCUUGAACAGAGCACCAUUGUGGAAAUCAUAUUUCCAGCUGAACAAAAACCGUCUCAAAUGAGGUUUACCAAGCAGUUGUGCUCAUUCGUAUUUGAAUUCACUGAUAAGCUCAUUGAAGAGGAAGAGUUGUCUGAAGAUCAAAAAGAUGCUUUCAAGGAUUUUGUGAAAGAGAAGGUUCGAGAGGCAAAAAAAGCCAAUCGUGAGGCAAGGGAAGCAAGGAAGAAAGCGCUAGAAGAAAUGAGUGAUGAAACAAAGGCAGCAUUCCAAAAUAUGCAGUUUUACAAGUUCUAUCCGGUCUCAACACCUGAUUCUCCUGAUGUAUCCAAUGUUAAGUCUCCCUUCAUAAACAGGUAUUACGGAAAAGCCCAUAAAGUUAUGUGAGCGGAGAUAGAUCAUAGAUGGUUAAGAUGCAGAUAGUUGUAAGCAGCUUGUAUCUUCAGCUCGUUUUGGCUGUGCCACAAGAAGCUAAACCCUAGAUGCCAAAUAUUUGUGUUGAGGGAAUGACAGGCCAGCCACGAGCUUCUUCAUUUUUGGUGAGUCUUGGAAUGGCGGAAAGAGAAAAGGAAAGAAACAAUUGACAAAUUAGGUGGCCUGCCUGCCUGCCUGCCUGCUUCUGUAAUGUGGAAUGUACUUGUAGGAUACAAAUGAUUAUUGGUGAGAGCCUUCCAGUCGAUUAGGCGGCUUCAUUUGCUGGGAAUUAGUAUUUUCUCUUUAGUUUAAUCUCUCUUUGGUCAUUUUUAUUUCAUUUACUUCAUUUUUUAUUUAUAUUUUCUCUUUAUUGCCCAGAAAAAUACAACACUUUUGUAACACCUGAAUUCGCUUCUCUCUCGUUAAUCCUCAUGAAUGCCAGAACAAUUGUACACAUUUAGAUGUUAAGGGGAGUAUAUGUUUGUCUCUUAAUAUAUACUCUCUAUAAAUAUAUAUUGACAAUCCAAUAGGGUUUGUCUUAUAACAACAAUAA